This is a messenger RNA of Puma concolor (puma), 2463 nucleotides long. It is a transcript of the gene FAM193B, whose product is annotated as family with sequence similarity 193 member B. NCBI's taxonomy places the organism in Eukaryota, Metazoa, Chordata, Mammalia, Carnivora, Felidae. The record is from RefSeq and is a predicted model, not a curated record. Gene Ontology annotation, cellular component: cytoplasm; nucleus.
AUGACUCGGAGGCGGAGCAGGCCGAGCGGCGGCGCGGGUCGGCGCGAGCGGGUGCGAGCCGCGGGGCAACAGAAGCCCCAGGCUCCCGAACCCCCGCCGCCGCCGAGCCUGGAAGCCGGAGCGGGUGCAGGGCCCCCGGAGGCGCCCGCGGAGCCGGACCGCCACGGCCCCAGGGAGGAGGACGAGCCCAAGUUGGCUCCCGGACCACAGGUUCCCCCCACAUCCACCCAGUCUGUGCAGACUUGCUGCCUACUAUGUCAUCGGGAACGCAAAGGCUGGGAAGAAGGCCCUUCCCAAAAUGGACUGGUGUUGCAGGGUGAGAAGCUGCCCCCUGACUUCAUGCCAAAGCUCGUCAAGAAUCUCCUAGGCGAGAUGCCUCUAUGGGUCUGCCAGAGUUGCCGAAAGAGCAUGGAGGAAGAUGAAAGGCAGACAGGUCGAGAACAUGCAGUGGCGAUCUCCUUGUCACACACAUCCUGCAAAUCACAGUCUUGUGGGGGUGACUCUCAUUCCUCUUCGUCCUCCUCUUCAUCGUCCUCGUCCUCCUCCUCCUGCCAUGGGAACUCAGGGGACUGGGAUCCCAGCUCCUUCCUGUCAGCACAUAAGCUCUCGGGCCUCUGGAACUCUCCGCACUCCAGUGGGGCCGUGCCGGGUAGCUCACUCGGGAGUCCUCCUACCAUCCCUGGUGAGGUUUUCUCUCUCUCGGAGCACCACCGGCACUCAGACCUCACUGCUCCACCUAACAGCCCCACUGGCCACCACCCCCAGCCCGCGUCGCCGAUCCCAUCUCACCCCGGGUCCUUUGGCUCACCACCCCAUCCACACCUGCCACCUGCUACCCCGGCAGCGCCUUUCCCUGCCCAAGCUUCAGAAUGCCCUGUUGCCGCUGCUGCCGCCCCACACACCCCAGGGGCAUGUCAGACUCCCCACCUGCCCUCCACCAGCAUGCCGCUCCUGAAGAUGCCUCCACCAUUCUCAGGGUGCAGCCACCCCUGUAGUGGGCACUGCGGCGGGCACUGCAGCGGGCCUCUCCUCCCACCUCCCAGCUCUCAGCAGCUCCCUAGCACUCACAGAGACCCUGGGUGUAAAGGGCACAAGUUUACACACAGUGGCCUGGCCUGCCAGCUUCCCCAGCCCUGCGAGGCAGAUGAGGGCCUGGGUGAGGAAGAGGACAGCAGCUCAGAGCGCAGCUCCUGCACCUCAUCCUCCACUCACCAGAGAGAUGGAAAGUUCUGUGACUGCUGCUACUGUGAGUUCUUCGGCCACAAUGCGGAAAAGGAGAAGGCCCACUUGGCAGCAGAAGCUCUAAAGCAGGUGAAUCGUAGUGUUUCUGGAAGCCGGGAGCCAAGGCCUGCCAGGGAGAGGCUCUUGGAGUGGCCUGACCAGGAGCUGGAUCGAGUAAAUAGCUUCCUGAGCAGCCGUCUGCAAGAGAUCAAGAACACUGUCAAGGACUCUAUCCGUGCCAGCUUCAGUGUAUGUGAGCUCAACAUGGACAGCAAUGGAUUCUCUAAGGAGGGUGCUGCUGAGCCAGAGCCCCAGAGCCUAUCCCCCUCAAACCUCAAUGGUUCCUCAGAGCAACGGCCUGACAUUAAUCUUGACCUGUCCCCUUUGACUUUGGGCUCCUCUCAGAACCACACGUUACGAGUUCCAGGUGAGCCAGCCCCACCAUGGACAGAAAUGAGAGGCUCCCACCCACCAUGGACAGAGGUGAGGGGGCCCCCUCCUGGUAUCAUCCCUGAGAAUGGGCUAGUGAGGAGACUCAACGCCGUGCCCAACUUGUCCCGGGUGAUCUGGGUCAAGACACCCAAGCCAGGCAACCCUAGCCCUGAGGAGCCAGGCCCAAAGGAGGUUCCCAGUUGCAAGCAGGAGCUGCCCGAGCCUGUGGUCUCAGCUGGGAAGCCGCGGAAGGGCAAGAGACAGGGCAGUCAGGCCAAGAAGAUCGAGGCAAGCCCAGCCCCACGGUCCCCUGCCAGCCUCGAGGUUCCCAAUGCCAAGGGCCAGAUCCCCAGCACCAAGCAGCCAGGCAAGGCCACAGAGCCUCCCAAAGUGGGCAGCUGUGCUGAGGCUGGAGAAGGGAGCCGGGGGAGUCAGCCAGGACCAGGCUGGGCUGCCGGCCCCAAAGCUGACGAGAAGGGCAGCUCCUGGCGAAACUGGCCAGGUGAGGCCAAAGCACGGCCUCUGGAGCAGGAGUCUGUGCAGCCCCCAGGCCCAGCAAGGCCACAGAGCUUGCCACAGGGCAAGGGUCGCAGCCGCCGGAGCCGCAACAAGCAGGAGAAGACAGCCGCCUCCUUGGACGAUGUGUUCCUGCCCAAGGACAUGGAUGGGGUGGAGAUGGAUGAGACUGACCGGGAGGUGGAGUACUUCAAGAGGUUCUGUUUGGAUUCUGCAAAGCAAACUCGUCAGAAAGUUGCUGUGAACUGGACCAACUUCAGCCUCAAGAAAACCACUCCCAGCACAGUUCAGUGA